Hyla sarda is the source of this 1843-nucleotide messenger RNA. RefSeq names its product tubulin gamma-1 chain. Gene Ontology annotation, biological process: mitotic spindle organization; mitotic sister chromatid segregation; mitotic cell cycle. The transcript has 11 exons. Gene Ontology annotation, cellular component: gamma-tubulin complex; nucleus; cytoplasm. Bases 106 to 1461 code for a protein of 451 amino acids. Gene Ontology annotation, molecular function: structural constituent of cytoskeleton; GTP binding. The record is from RefSeq and is a predicted model, not a curated record. NCBI's taxonomy places the organism in Eukaryota, Metazoa, Chordata, Amphibia, Anura, Hylidae.
CACCUGACCUCCUGACGUCUUUGUUGUUCCGUGCGGUGACGUCAGCCGCCGUUAGAGAGUAAGCGCGGGCGGUGAGGCGGGAGAAGACGGCGAGCACCCAGCACCAUGCCCCGGGAGAUCAUCACGCUGCAGCUCGGCCAGUGCGGCAAUCAGAUUGGGUUCGAGUUCUGGAAGCAGCUUUGUGCCGAACAUGGCAUCAGCCCCGAAGGGAUUGUGGAAGAGUUUGCUACCGAAGGCACAGACCGGAAAGAUGUAUUCUUCUACCAGGCGGAUGAUGAGCACUAUAUCCCCCGAGCCGUUCUUCUGGAUCUGGAGCCUAGGGUAAUUCACUCCAUAUUAAACUCCCCGUACGCCAACCUGUACAACCCUGAGAACAUCUACCUGUCUGAACACGGCGGAGGAGCGGGGAACAACUGGGCUAGUGGAUUCUCACAGGGUGAGAAAAUCCACGAAGAUAUAUUUGACAUCAUUGAUAGAGAAGCAGACGGCAGUGAUAGUUUGGAGGGCUUCGUCCUUUGUCAUUCUAUCGCUGGGGGUACUGGUUCUGGUUUAGGAUCUUACCUAUUGGAGAGAUUAAAUGACAGGUAUCCCAAAAAGCUGGUUCAGACCUAUUCCGUCUUCCCAAACCAGGAUGAAAUGAGUGACGUUGUCGUCCAGCCUUACAAUUCCCUCCUGACUCUGAAGAGGCUGACUCAAAACGCUGACUGUGUGGUGGUUUUAGAUAACACCGCAUUGAACAGAAUUGCGACUGACAGACUGCACAUACAGAAUCCAUCUUUUUCUCAAAUCAACCAGUUGGUUUCCACCAUUAUGUCCGCCAGUACUACAACCCUCCGCUAUCCCGGCUAUAUGAACAAUGACUUAAUCGGGCUGAUCGCAUCCCUCAUCCCCACACCACGUCUACACUUCCUUAUGACUGGAUACACCCCGCUGACCACAGACCAGUCGGUGGCCAGCGUGAGGAAGACCACAGUGCUGGACGUCAUGAGGAGACUGCUGCAGCCCAAGAAUGUCAUGGUGUCCACCGGCCGGGACAGGCAGACGAACCAUUGUUACAUAGCAAUACUGAAUAUUAUCCAAGGAGAGGUGGAUCCUACUCAGGUGCACAAGAGUUUGCAGAGAAUCAGAGAACGGAAAUUGGCCAAUUUUAUCCCAUGGGGUCCUGCUAGCAUCCAGGUUGCCCUCUCAAGGAAGUCACCGUAUCUUCCCUCAGCACAUCGGGUCAGCGGACUGAUGAUGGCCAAUCAUACCAACAUCUCAUCUCUGUUUGAGAGAACGUGCCGGCAAUACGACAAGCUGAGGAAACGCGAGGCCUUCCUGGAGCAGUUCCGUAAAGAAGACAUAUUCAAGGAGAACUUCGACGAGCUGGAUAACUCCAGGGAGAUCGUUCAGCAGCUGAUAGACGAAUACCAUGCCGCCACCCGUCCGGAUUACAUUUCAUGGGGCACUCAGGACAAGUGAGCGCGGGCGGUAAGGGACGGACGGCACUAAACUAUUGGAGCACAGUUUGGCACUACACGGCACAGAAGGUGGGGGCUUGUUGUCUAAGUAAGAACGUCAUCCAUCCAGCUGAGCUGACCAGUGUCACCAGGGAGCAGCCUUUCCUGGUUACCGUGCUCUAGAGCGCCUCACACAGCAACCAGAGGACACUGCGGCUCAUGAUAAAACACGGAGAUGUGAAGCUCUCUGUUUCUUAUGUGUGUGGUGAGGCCAGCUAAUGCUUCUUCCUUGUAUAUGCUUCAGCUAUCCAGGCAGACCUGAUGUCAUUACAUUUUCAUGUAUGAAUCCUUUAUGUAAAGUAGUGUUUCCCAACCAGGGUGCCUUCAGCUGUUGCAAAACUACA